GAGGCGACUUGUAGAUACCAUACAGUCAUUUCUUUCUAGGUUUUGGUUUACCAGUUGAUCGUGAACUUCGUCGUGAUCGGAUGGUGGCAAUGAACGUGAAAUAACAUCGACUUUAUCUCGAAUGAUGGACGGGCACAGGUUUUCCUAUUGCAUGCUCCUUUGUUUGUUUUUUGUGACAAAAGUGUGUUUUACAAGAGGACAGUUCGAGAGCAACAAGUGCAGAAACUCCGGAGUUUCCGGAAUUUGCACGAAAAUCUUCGACUGUCCGGUCGCCAUGGAGUCUCUGAAGAAACGGCACAAGCACGAUUUGAAGAGGUGCGGUUUCGACGGAUUCGACGAGAUAGUCUGCUGUCCGGCUACGUCUUUGAAGGAGCCGGAACUGGUUUUGGAUCCUUUCACGGAUUCUGCCCGUUUCGGAGAAACAACUGUUGGUCCGAAAGAUACCAGCGGCGAGGACCAUGACAGGAAGUUUGAACAAGCAUGCAACGAAAUUUCAAAUCAGUCCGCGAAAGGAGUUAUUUUCCAUAUCAUCGACGGAGAUGACGCCGCAGAUAAGGAGUUUCCUCAUAUGGCAGCUCUGGGAUCCGAAACUGAUGAAGGCAUGAGCUGGACGUGUGGAGCCUCCGUAAUAUCGAACCGUUUCCUCCUCACCGCUGCUCACUGCUUCACGGGCCGGGAGCCCCCCACGAGGGUCCGCUUGGGCAUCACUUGGCUGAACGACUCUAACGCCAUCGAGACUGAUAUCAAGAACGUCUCGAUGCACGAGGGGUACGACACGAGUCACAAGCACCACGAUAUAGCGAUAGUGGAGCUCACCCAAACCGUCAAGUUUUCCGAUAGGGUUUUUCCGGCGUGUCUGUAUGAAAAAGAUGAUGAUCCUCUGGGGCUUAUAGUCACGGGAUGGGGGAAAACGAGUAUUGAUGCUGAGGAUGACAGAAGUAAUAUAUUACAAAAAGCCAAAUUAGUUGCUGUUCCGAUUGAGCAGUGCAAUGAGACCUAUACGGUCAGAACAUUGGGAACGAAAACCAUCGAGUCUACGCAACUUUGUGCUGCUGCGAGCACAAGCGAUGCAUGCUGGGGUGAUUCCGGUGGGCCCUUGCAGAUUAGAGAGAAAUCCGGAGUCUAUUCAAUUGUUGGUGUUGUUUCAUAUGGAGCUGGCUGUGGAGGACGAGUUCCUGGUGUUUAUACUAGAAUUUCAAAAUAUUUAGACUGGAUAGAGAAAAUUGUAUGGAGGUGAAAAGAAAAUUAAAAUAUUAAACAAAAA
Leptinotarsa decemlineata (Colorado potato beetle) is the source of this 1264-nucleotide messenger RNA. RefSeq names its product serine protease persephone. The record is from RefSeq and is a predicted model, not a curated record. Gene Ontology annotation, biological process: proteolysis. Gene Ontology annotation, molecular function: serine-type endopeptidase activity. Lineage: Eukaryota; Metazoa; Arthropoda; Insecta; Coleoptera; Chrysomelidae.